This is a messenger RNA of Salvelinus namaycush (lake trout), 3601 nucleotides long. Its product is annotated as protein mono-ADP-ribosyltransferase PARP8-like. Gene Ontology annotation, cellular component: intracellular anatomical structure; endoplasmic reticulum tubular network; nuclear envelope. Lineage: Eukaryota; Metazoa; Chordata; Actinopteri; Salmoniformes; Salmonidae. The transcript has 27 exons. The coding region runs from base 355 to 2961 and encodes 868 amino acids. Gene Ontology annotation, biological process: endoplasmic reticulum unfolded protein response. The record is from RefSeq and is a predicted model, not a curated record. Gene Ontology annotation, molecular function: kinase binding; NAD+ poly-ADP-ribosyltransferase activity; protein serine/threonine kinase activator activity.
UUGGGUUUAGCAGUGCACAGUGAUUAAGAGUGGAGACUGGGGCUUUAGGAGUAAAAGUGGAACAGGCUAUUUUAAUGAAAUCCAUCGAAGUGCGGAACUAUUACUACUGCCGACUCCUGCUGUAUAAAAGUAUCACCGUUGGUUGUUAUUCGAGAUGAUAUCCGUUACGACCUGAAACGAAACGGUACGACGAUCGGACACACCUGGAAUAUAACCAAAGCAGUCUCAUCCAACCAGCCAGCCCAGCUCCAUCGGAAAUUCAGUUUACUGGAAAUACAUCAGUCCUUUGGAUGGGAUCUUAGUUUGCCUUUUUAUUAGAGAAGAGAAGCCAUUAUUCCUGUGGGGUUUUAUUUCAUGGGGAUGUGUUCAAGACAAGAGAGAAUACAAAAAGACGUCGACAUUGUAAUUCAAAGGUGCAAGGCAGAGAAAGACUGCCUUUUCUCUGAUUUCAGAUACACUGACGCCACCUUCACCUUCACCUAUUCCAAAGGCUCCAGAAGGGUGUCCUACUCUGUGCACGUCUCUGAUGACUACCCAGACAACACAUACGUGUCAAACUCUGAGAAGGAGGAUGAAGUUCUAGUCACCAGAGACCAGAUCCCUGUCAUCUUCCACAGAAUAGCAACAGAGAUUAGGGUCAAUAAUGACGCCAACUGCUGCCUGUCCAUCAAGUCAAAACUUCAGCUAGACAAGAACCAGUGCCACUAUGCCAUAGAGGAGGACUCUGAGGGGGAUGCUGACUCUGAGGAGUUUUACUAUGGAGGUCAGGUGAACUCUGAUGGCGAGCUCCACAAGCACCCCCAGUUGGAGGCGGAUCUGGCGGCAGUCCGGGAGUUGUACGGACAACACGCAGUAUCUCUCAGGGAAUACGGUGCCAUCGACGAUGUGGACAUUGAUCUCCACAUCGACGUCAGUUUCCUAGAUGAGGAAAUAGCCCUUGCGUGGGACGUGAUACGGAGGGAGCCGGUGAUCGUGCGUCUACACUGCUCUCUGACACAGUACCUGAAUGGACCAGUCCCCACGGUGGACGUGUUCCAGGUGUCGACUAAAGACCGGUUUGGACUGGGACAUCAGAUGAAGAAGAUAAUGCAGACGUUUGUCACCCAGCAGUGGAAACACCAAUGUAAAGAGAAACUCAACUGCUCUCACAACAAAAACAAGGGAGACAAGAAGGUCAAAUCUCCCCUCCACAUCUUCUCGACCCUCCGCAGAUCUCCCAGCUACCCGCCUCCCGGCUGUGUCAAGAGCAAAAAGAAGCUGAAGCCAGAACAAGAUGGCGUCUCUAAAUCCCACCGCCUUCUCCGCCGGACUUGCACCAGCACCGCCAAACAGCAGGUUGAGGUGGACGGCUGCGGCCCCGGGACCAAGACUAACCACCGUCUCCUGGGCCUUUCCCUGUCUAGCGGAGACCCCCGUAUGGACCAAGGAGGAGGGCUUGGCCCACUGCCCUUCAAACCCCACCGCCUGGGCAGGCCCUGCAUGGCUGUGGUCAAACCAGAGGACCUCCGACCCGCUCCCCAUAAGCUCCUGCCUCGCUCGUGCUCCGUCGACCCCCGCUGUGAGCACGCGGGAGUGGGAGGUAGUCUUGGGGGAGGUUUGAAGCACCACAGGCUGCUCAGUAGGUCGUGCUCUGGUUCUAUCAGGACGGAGGAGCUGGAUGGACUGAAACACCACCACCUCCUCAGCAGGUCCUACUCCAGCAGUACCAAGAUGGGCAAGGCAGCGGACAUCUUCAAGGACUCUGUGGCUCCGUUCGAGGGGAGGCGGCUCUCUCUUACCUCAGGGCUCAUCGGGAUCCUCGCCCCCUCGCUCGCCACCCCACCGCCGCCAAACAAUGGAGCCAAGUCCGUACCAAUAAAAGACAGGGGUUUCCUUGUCCAGACCGUGGAAUAUGCUGAGCAGAGGAUUCCGGUCCUCAACGAGUUCUGUGUAGUGUGUGAUGAAGCUCACGUAUUCCAGAACGGACCGAUGCUCAGACCCACAGUGUGUGAGCGGGAACUGUGUGUGUUUGCCUUUCAAACACUGGGGGUGAUGAACGAGGCAGCCGACGAGAUCGCCACAGGGGCUCAGGUGGUGGAUCUGUUGGUGUCCAUGUGUAGGUCUGCUCUAGAGUCUCCCAGGAAAGUGGUCAUCUUUGAGCCAUAUCCCUCCGUGGUGGAUCCGUGUGACUCCCAGGCACUGGCCUUCAACCCCAGGAAAAAGGACUAUGAGCGAGUGAUGAGAGCCCUUGACAGUCUCACCUCUAUCAGAGAAAUGUCCCAGGCACCUUACCUGGAGAUUAAGAGGCAGAUGGACAAGCAUGAUCCUUUAGCUCACCCCUUACUGACAUGGGUGAUAUCCAGUAACAGAUCACACAUCGUCAAACUACCAGUUACCAGACAGCUGAAGUUCAUGCACACCCUGCAUCAGUUCCUUCUACUCAGCAGUCCUCCUGCCAAAGAGUCCAACUUCCGAGCUGCCAAAAACCUCUUUGGGAGCACCUUCGCUUUCCAUGGUUCUCACAUAGAAAAUUGGCACUCCAUUUUGAGGAACGGUUUGGUGGUUGCAUCCAACACAAGACUUCAGCUCCAUGGCGCCAUCUACGGGAGUGGAAUCUAUAUCAGCCCAAUGUCAAGCAUAUCAUUUGGUUACUCAGGGAUGAACAAAAAACAGCAGAAAGUUACUUCGAAAGACGAAAAUGCUACAAACAAGACCAACGUACAGUCAACAAAGAAAGGACAGCAGCCCCAGUUUUUGCAAAGUCGGAACCUUAAGUGCAUAGCCUUAUGUGAAGUAAUCACAUCCCCUGACCUGCACAAACACGGAGACAUCUGGGUCGUUCCCAACACUGAUCAUGUCUGUACACGCUUCUUCUUUGUUUAUGAAGAUGGCCAGGUGGGAGAUACGAGCAUCAACACACAAGACGCUGGCAUUCAUCGAGAGAUCCUACGAGUCAUCGGCAACCAGACCGCCACAGGAUGAACAACACAGAAAUACUGCUGCCUCUCCUCCACCUCUCAGCUCAAAGCUGGAUUUUAGAGCUGCGGAGGCCCGUCGUACAAAGGGGUUUCCUUCCGAUCAACGCAGAGAACACACAAACAACUUCAAAGUUUGAAAUCCUCAAAGAAAUAGCUACAGUGAAACCCACCACACAUAUCUACAACUGAAACACAACAAAACUCGAGGGAAGAACACAUUUUGCUAAGUUUCUAAAUACUAUGAAGAAUCCUGUUUUUCCUGAAGACACAGUACGUCUCUAUUUGACUCAUUGGGACGAUUUCAUUCUUGUAGAGAACAUUUAAAACGGUAAAACUCUUUGGUGAAUAUUUUGAGACUUUUUGCUAGUAGAUGUGGGCCUUUUCGGGAAAAAUAACUAGGAAAAAGUUCCUUCCUGUCUAGGAAAAAGUUCCUUCCUUUCUAGGAAAAAGGUCCCAUCCAUCUGACCUGGUUUACUAUAGAGUUGUACCUUUUUAAAGUACAAUGUAUACUGAAGGUGUUGAUAUGCACUGUUUCUUAAUGCUAUAUUCUUGUUCCAACAACUGGUUCAUAACCUGAAAAACUACAACUUAUUUUACACUUGAUUAUUUUUGGUGUGGGUGUGUAUGUAUGUAUGUACAUAUAC